UGCAUGAAUGUACAGGCCCAUGCUCUCAAGAGCAUCAACAAUGCCAAAAAGAGAGAUGAACACCAGGUCCUAAUUAGGCCAUGCUCCAAAGUUAUUGUCCAGUUUCUAACUGUGAUGAUGAAGCAUGCUUACACUGGUGAAUCUGAAAUCACUGAUAAUCACAGAGCUCAGAAAAUUGUUGUGAACCCCAAAGGUAGGUUAAACCAGUGUGGAGUGAUCAGCCCCAGAUCUGAUGUACAGCUCAAAGACCUAGAAAAAUGGCAGAAUAAUCUGCUCCCAUUUUGUCAGUGUAGUUUCAUUCUACUGACAACCUCAGCUGGCAUCAUGGACUAUGAAGUAUCAAGACAAAAACACACUGUAGGGAAAAUCCUGGGAUACUUUUUCUAG
Ictidomys tridecemlineatus (thirteen-lined ground squirrel) is the source of this 387-nucleotide messenger RNA. RefSeq names its product small ribosomal subunit protein uS8. Gene Ontology annotation, biological process: translation. Gene Ontology annotation, cellular component: ribosome. The record is from RefSeq and is a predicted model, not a curated record. Lineage: Eukaryota; Metazoa; Chordata; Mammalia; Rodentia; Sciuridae. Gene Ontology annotation, molecular function: structural constituent of ribosome.